This is a messenger RNA of Leucoraja erinaceus (little skate), 5244 nucleotides long. RefSeq names its product component of oligomeric golgi complex 3 (gene cog3). Gene Ontology annotation, biological process: intracellular protein transport; intra-Golgi vesicle-mediated transport; Golgi organization. Gene Ontology annotation, cellular component: COG complex; cis-Golgi network; membrane. The record is from RefSeq and is a predicted model, not a curated record. The transcript is spliced from 23 exons. The coding region runs from base 1 to 2475 and encodes 824 amino acids. NCBI's taxonomy places the organism in Eukaryota, Metazoa, Chordata, Chondrichthyes, Rajiformes, Rajidae.
AUGGCGGAGGUGGCGGAUGUGAGUGAGGCCCGGAGCCGGGAGCAGCUGGCGCUGUGGGAGCGCGGCCCGGGCUCCAGCGCCCCGCUCACCGACACCCAGCAGCGCAGUGUUGCCGAGCUCCGGCCCGCCGCUGACAGCACGCCCUUGCCGGCCGAGUUGCCAAUUGAGGACCUUUGCAGUCUGACAUCUCGAUCUAUCACUGUCCCUCUAACUGCUGUUGUUCCUGAAUCCACCGAGGAUAUUCUUCUGAAAGGAUUUACUGCACUGAACAUGGAAAAUGAGAAAAUUGAAACUGCGCAACAGUUCUUUUCCUGUUUCUCCAAAAUUCAGACACAAAUGGAUCAAGAUGAAGGAACAAAAUACAGAGAAUUGAGGGGUUAUCUAUAUGGCUUUCAGGAGCAGUGCAAUGCAAUACUGAAUGAUGUAAACACAGCCUUGUUACAUUUGGAGUCUUUGCAGAAGCAGUAUCUAUUUGUAUCAACUAAGACGGGUACACUUCAUGAAGCCUGUGAACAACUCCUAAGGGAGCAGUCGGAGCUAGUAGACCUCGCUGAGAAUAUUCAGCAGAAGCUUUCGUAUUUCAACGAGUUGGAAAACAUAAACACAAAACUGAAUUCACCCACGCUGUCUGUGAACAGUGAAGGAUUUAUACCGACGCUGGCUAAACUGGAUGACUGUAUAACUUAUGUAUCAUCACAUCCUGGCUUUAGAGAUUAUCCCGUUUAUUUAGCAAAAUUUAAGCAUUGCCUAUCCAAAGCUAUGUACCUUAUGAAAACAUAUACUGUGAACACACUUCAGAACCUUUCCAUUCAACUAACGAAAAGGGAUCCCUCCGUUAUAUCGAACACUGACAAUGCCUUUACAUUGUUUUAUGUAAAAUUCAGAGCUGCAGCACCAAAAGUGCGGUCUCUGAUUGAACAAAUUGAACAAAGAACCGAUAAAAGCCCUGAGUAUCAACAGCUCCUGAGCGAGGUCCAUCAGUGUUACCUGGAUCAGAGGGCGUUCCUGCUGGGUCCAAGCAUUGCCUCUACUAUUGUUGACCUGACCAGCCAAAGCAACAAGGAUCACUGUGCUCUGGUUCGCAGUGGCUGUGCUUUUCUGGUCCAUGUUUGUCAGGAUGAGCAUCGGCUAUAUAAUGAAUUUUUUACCAAACCAACAACCAAACUAGACGAGCUGUUGGUGAAGCUGUGCACCUUGUGGUAUGAUGUGUUUCGACCGCUCAUCAUCCAUGUUAACCACCUGGAGACUUUGGCGGAGCUGUGUGGAAUUUUAAAGAAUGAAAUGCUCGAGGACCAUGCACAGAACAAUAUGGAGCAGCUGGGUGCAUUUUCUACAGUGGCAAAGCAGAUGCUGGAAGAUGUACAGGAGCGUCUCAUGUACAGAACCCAUAUCUACAUUCAGACUGACAUUCUGGGCUAUAAACCAGCAGCCGGUGACCUGGCCUACCCUGACAAACUCGAAAUGAUGGAGCAAAUUGCACAGAGUUUGAAGGACGAGCAAAAGAAGCUGCAUGCUGCAGCUGAUUCCUCAUUGGCUGAAGUUCAGCUAGAAGAUCCUGAUUCUGAAAACGUCAUCAAAUCAGGUAACCCAGAUGUUCUGAAAUCUCGGCCACAGUCGUCCAUUUCCCCAGCAGAUUUGCAUGGCAUGUGGUACCCAACAGUUCGCAGGACAUUGGUUUGUCUCUCAAAACUGUACAGAUGUAUAGAUCGGAUGGUGUUUCAAGGUCUAUCGCAAGAAGCCUUGUUUGCUUGUAUACAGUCAUUGCUCGGGGCUGCCGAUUUAAUCACCAAAAACAAGACUCUGACAGAUGGACAGCUCUUCCUUAUCAAGCACCUUUUGAUCCUUCGGGAACAGAUUGCUCCUUUCCACACUGACUUUGCCAUUAAGGAAAUUUCCCUGGACCUUAAAAAGACUAGAGAUGCAGCUUUUAAAAUGCUGAAUCCCAGGUCCGUUCCCAGACUAUUCAGACUAAGCAGCAACAAUUCCAUCCUUGAAUUCCUGCUUGAGGGAUCUCCAGAGAUCAAGGAACACUACCUAGACUCGAAGAAGGAAGUCGACCGUAAUUUGAAGUCUGCCUGUGAAAAAUUUAUUCAGUACCAAACCAAACUCUUUGUAGGACACCUGGAAGAGUUCAUGACCAAAGUAUCAGCGUUAAAAGCCAUGGGUCAUCAGGGAGGGCCGAAAUACAGCCUCGCUCAACAGCCCUGGGCACAGCCAGCAAAAAUCAAUGAUUUGGUGGCUUCCACGUACAAAACAAUUAAAGACAAGCUACCUGUGACUUUGAGAAGUCUGUCCUUGUAUUUGUACAAUAAAGAUACAGAGUUCGUCCUAUUUAAACCUGUGCGGAGCAACAUCCAACAGACAUUCCAGAAGCUGCAAGGAGUAUUGCAGGAAGAUUUCUCUGGUGAAGAUUUGCAGAUUAUAGCUUGUCCUUCCAUGGACCAGGUUAAUCUGCUAUUGUCAGCUUCCAAUUAGAGCUGUUGUCACGCAAUGAAGAGAAAAUGGGAAUAUGUCUGGCACCUGGGCAUUAACUGGUGGAGGGAAGCACUGGUAACAGACAGUACCCGGAGCAAAACAGCUGGCCGAAGAGAAGUUCUAGCAUCACUGAUUGAAAUCAGAAAGCACUACAGAACUGCGGGUAAAAGUUAUGGGUGUUUUGUGAAGAACUUAAUGUGACAUAAUUUACCCAGUCACCUCCAAACCCAAAGCUGGUCUUGAAUGGAAUGGCCCCUGUUCAUAACGUUAGGUAAAGGGCUACCUUAUGUAAAGUCAGUUCUUUAGUGUGUGACCUGCCUACCAAAGGCUCCACUUCAUUGAAAGGCUGCAGUUUCCUAAAGGAGAUUCUUAUUUCUCAAAGUCUGAAUUGUUUUUGUUUCUUUACGUGGUGAGUGUGUUUAUUUUCUCCACCUUGUACAUUGAACUUGGUACCGACAUGCUGGCCUCGAAUGUUAUAUGAACGACGCAUUAAAGGGAACAUUGAAGCGUAUGGUAUACUAGAGGAGAGUUCAAAUUGACUCCCCUUUUGUGUUACCGGUGUGUGAUCUAUAGUCACAGUUUAUUUAUUUAGCAUUCUAUACUCAGCAGGGUGAGGGAACUGAACUCUUCCCAUCUCGGACAUCCUCAUCCUGUGCAAUAUCAAAAAGUGGCACAGUGAGGUGUGGAGUAAAGUUCCCGUUCCUCUGCCUCAACUCUUCGUCUCAACCCCAAUUUAAGUAGACAUCUUUCCAUCGCCAUGCCUCUGCAGUAUCAUUGGUGCUGUUUGCAUGUGGAUUGAAACUGCCUGGACUUGUAUGAUAACAGGAGCUUUGAACCACAAUAGCUAGGGUUAGCCUAGGCCCAAAAGUGAAGUUCAGUGUCCGAAUCUGACAAUUGAUUCCGGGACAAGAGAUUUAACUGGGUGUUCCAGAGGUUGUUCUGAGAUGAGGCCAGGCGAUGUGAUUCUUAUUAUACAUCAUAGCUGCUACACCUCCUGUUCAAUUUUACUCAGUUACCAAGCCAGUGCUGACUGGCUGGUUUACUAUUCUUGUACUUUAAGCUUAGUUCCAUUUUCACAGUUCUAUAGGAGUUUGCAAACUUCUCACCUUUGUGGACCAAGCUGAAACCACAGACAGUUGGGGAAUAUCGGUUUCUUGUUAUCCAUGCACAUUCUGUCCAUUGAUUGUUACAGGACACUAACAGCAGAAGUCACAGAAAAAGACACACUGUAGUAUUGAUCGGCACAAAGAUGACUCACUAUGAAAGUUUUCAAUAGCGAUGAACAGUAAUUGUCCAUAGAUCACACUCCCAAAUGCAAACAUUGUUCUAUAAAUAUAUAAAUGCAUCAACUCUCACUUAGCUCUUAACCCACAGCAAUUUGAACUGUGAAAAACAUUUGGUAAGCAUUUUAGCAUUCACUAAUAUAAUACUAACCAAAUGAGAAUGGAGUGUGUUAAGAUACAUGAGUAAAUUAGUAUGAGAAUCUCAAUGGAAUGAUUUGGCUUGCAGAGUUUAUGCCAGUUCUAUCUAAGAACACAGGUCCUAAACCCCCGCUGUCUCCUCACUGCCUCAAUUCUCUUCUUUGGGUAAUUUCCUGAUCAAGUCCUUCGUUGCUCCCAUAUCACCACAACAAGCUAAAUUAGCAAUUGCCUUAAGGUAUUACUGCACUCUGUAAAGCAUGCUCUAUGAUUCAUUAAAUGCUCUCUGAAGCAAAGAUUAAUUUCAAAUUGCUGAAAUGAACGUAGUACAUUAGUCGUCUACCUGGUUAAAAUUUGAUUUGUCCCAUUUUUCUUUUAAUUUUUAACUUGGAUAUCCAGUCAUAAAUAAUUUAUUAAGAACUGUUUAUCAUACUUUCUAAUCCAUGCAGAUAAAUAAUUGUCUCUGAGAUGCUCAAUUGGAAGUAAAAUGCUGUGUGCAUUGAAGAGGCUGUUAAAGUUGGCAAUUGGAUUCAGUGAAAGGUUUUGGAAUUGAAGUAGUUGCUUUCAAUUAGGUCUGCACCAAGGCUUCAGAAAACUCAAUUUCCUCGCGUGCUAAUACGGUAUGAUAGGCAGACACCUGGAACGGGAAGGUCCAUCCAUGCUCGGUGAUUGAUUUCCUGUUCUAGGAUAAGCAGAAUGCCAAAGUUCCUGUUCCUCCUCCUCACCCUCCGCACUCAAAUUCCGAUGCUAACAUGAGGCACCCUCUUGGUUCUUAAGCUGUCCAAACUUUUGUAGCUGGAAUUAUUAAUUCCAGAAAUCAUCCAGUUGACUGCCGAAUAAGACAUUCUAUGAGAUUAAAAAUCUUAUCUGUUUUAUUUUACUGGUUGUCCAGAAAGUUUGCAGGUUGCAUUGUUAAAACAGCUUGCAUCGAAACAUGUCCUGUAAUAUGUAUGUAUAUGUUGUUAAAUAACAGUGAUUUUCUCUAUAAAAUAAUUAGGGGGAACUGCACGAUGUAUAUAUUUGGUUUCUUGGUAUGGAACAAAAUGACAUUUUACUACUGUAAAUAAUUGUGGGCAAGCGUUACCAGAGUUAUUCUAAAGGGUGUAUCUUCAUUUUAUACUUUAGAAACAUUUUUUUAGUUUUAAUUCCUAGUUAGUGCUUACAGUAGUCUAUUUCGGAGACAGGUACAGCUAACGAGAUCCCAUUCACUGAUUCUGAUUACAUUAUUUUUGGGUGUUUUAAAGGGUUUACAUAAUGUAAAUUGUAUGUACAUAGAAAUUAAUAAUAUAAACUUGCCUGUCCACAGUUUCUCAAUGCAAUCUGACAGUUUUAAUAAAAACAUUUUCAAGAA